AUGUCUAGAUAUCCAGGUUCAGGUGACUCAACUGCUCCCACUGAGCAGAUUGGUGGGAAAGCCGAGUUUCCCAGCAAGACGAAUACAAUGGCCCAAGCCAACUCAUCCCCCGGUAUCCGACAACGUGUUUGGGGCUUAGAAGCGCGUCUGGAUCCAUAUGUGACUUUCGAAGAAUACACAUACUGGGCAAAGAUUGAGCGGGAAAUGGAGGAUGAAGAACAACGUCGCUAUACGCCUAUCGAAUCUGGCAGUGGUGUCAUUGCAUCAAUUAAAGGUUUAUUUUUCAAGAACGCCUUCAAUGAUUCAAAGGUUCACAACUCGCGCGCGUUGCAGGGCAACGAGGAAUCUACCCAGUGGUCCGACAACAAGACAGGCGUGGCUGUCAACAACGAUGAGAAAUCCGUCAGUCCAACCCAACACUCUGAUGUGUACGACCUGGAUGCCGAAUGGCGACAGGCCUCUCGAGCGCUACGCAAUGCUAGCUGGGGAGCCAUCUUCUACCUGAUCACAACCGAUAUUUUGGGCUGGUCCCAAACUCCGUAUGUAUUUGCCAACACUGGUUACGGCCUCGGUGUCGGCAUUUUCCUGCUCAUGGGUAUUGCUGCCUUUGCAUCUGGAAUAAUGAUUUGGCGGACCUUCCUUGGUCUCGACUCGUCCCGGUUCCCGGUUAUGAGCUUUGGUGACCCAUUCUUUCGUCUGUACGGUCCCAGAAUGCGCCACUUCAUCAAUUUUAUGCAAUCUCUCCAGAUGUUUUUGAGUGUCGCUGUCGUUCUUCUCGGUAACACUGGUAUUAUUGCCCAACUUGGUGGAAGCGCCAAUCUCUGCUUUGUUGUUUGCGGUGUUAUCUCCCUCGUCGUCGGCAUGGCCAGCGGUUAUAUGCGAUCCCUCAAGCACCUCGGCUGGUUCUGUAACUUCUCGGUGUGGAUCAACAUCACCACGUUCGUCAUUAUUUGCGUCGCUGCGGCCAAGUACGGCCCCGAUCCUACUGCCGCUGUUCAGAAUGGCAUUCUGCCUAAAGCAUGGAAAGAUGUAGCUACAAUGGCGCCGGUCAAGACUUUUAUUAGCACUCCGCCAGUAGAAUAUCAGCCUACUGACUCCAACCUGUUUGCCGCUCAAUUCAACGGUAUCAACAGCAUGGUUUACGCCUACUCUGGGGCUGUACUGUUCGCCGCUUUCUUAUCGGAGAUGAAACGUCCUAUGGACUUCUGGAAGGGUUUGCUCGUUGCGCAGACAUUCAUCACUGUUGUAUACAUCUUUUUCGGUGCUUUCGUGUAUAACUACUACGGCCAGUACAGCUAUAGCAACGUCAAUCAGUCUGUUAACCCAGAGAGACUCCAAGUUGUCGGAAAUGUGCUCUCACUUUUGACCGGUUGGCUUGCCGUUUUUCUUUACUUCAACGUUGGCAUGAAGACUGUCUACCUUGAGAUCGGCCAAGAAAUCUGCGGCCUCCCACCUAUCACAACAAAGAAGGGCAAAUAUCUUUGGUGGGGUCUCGGUCCCGUGUAUUGGGUCAUUGCUUUUGUGGUCUCCAUGUCUGUUCCGCAGUUCAGUGCCUUCACCAAUUUCGUAGGGGGAUUGUUCAGUCUGAACUUCACCUACUCGCUUUCUGGAGUCAUGUACCUAGCCUACAAGAUUCAAGAUGGCGCCAGACUUCCACACGAAGGAUUUGAUCCUGUCACUGGUGAGACCACACGUUUCGAUGGCGGUAUUCGAAGAUGGACACGUGGAUUUAUCAAGACCUGGUAUCUCAGCGUGCCCGUUCUCAUAUAUACCCUUUGUGGUUUUGCUACAUCGGGUAUGGGUACUUGGGCUGCUGUCUCAGCUCUUGAAUCAGCCUUCGGUCCUGGGGGCUCAGUUGAGAGCUCUUGGACUUGUGUCAACCCGUACUACACUGGGUGA
Molecule: messenger RNA, 1899 nt
Organism: Penicillium bovifimosum
Lineage: Eukaryota; Fungi; Ascomycota; Eurotiomycetes; Eurotiales; Aspergillaceae
Product: putative amino acid transporter
Exons: 5
Coding region: 1-1899 (632 amino acids)
Biological process (GO): amino acid transmembrane transport
Cellular component (GO): vacuolar membrane
Molecular function (GO): amino acid transmembrane transporter activity
Source: RefSeq, a predicted model, not a curated record